Messenger RNA from Xenopus laevis (African clawed frog), 2936 nucleotides. RefSeq names its product mitochondrial glycine transporter. The transcript is spliced from 6 exons. The record is from RefSeq and is a predicted model, not a curated record. The coding region runs from base 142 to 1050 and encodes 302 amino acids. NCBI's taxonomy places the organism in Eukaryota, Metazoa, Chordata, Amphibia, Anura, Pipidae.
AAUGCAUUCCGGCCCACAUUCUGAUUGGUAACUGGAGGUGGGACAGUGAUGUGCGCUGAAAUGCCAUGCCCUGUGUUCCGGAUUACGCUGGUUGUCAGUUCACCGGCAAGUGCAGGAGAUGAAACGCUAUAACGCACCGGGAUGUCUAACGCGCUUGUAGUGGCGGGGGAUUCCCUCGUGCCUAGUAACAGAGUUUCCCAAAUGCACCCGGUGUUUAAGGCCUUUGUGUGCGGUUCCCUGAGCGGCACUUGUUCUACUCUUCUAUUCCAGCCGCUGGAUCUGGUCAAGACUCGAAUUCAGGCUCACCAGCUGUCUGCCAGCGCUGCCGGGAGCCGUCCUCGAAUGCUAAACCUUUUAAUUAAGGUUGUACGGAAUGAGAAUAUUUUAGGACUAUGGAAAGGCGUUUCCCCUUCCUUUCUGCGCUGUAUCCCUGGGGUCGGACUUUACUUUAGCACCCUCUAUACAUUGAAGCACCACUUUUUCUCAGAGCGGGACCCCAAGCCUUUGGAGUCUGUUAUGUUGGGAGCAGGGUCCAGGACAGUGGCUGCUGUAUGCAUGCUGCCCUUUACUGUUGUGAAGACUCGCUAUGAGAGCGGCAAAUAUGGUUAUAACAGUGUGUAUGGUGCACUGAAGGCUAUCUACAAGACUGAGGGUCCACGCGGCCUUUUCAGUGGGCUUACUGCAACUCUCAUGCGAGACGCUCCAUUUUCUGGGAUCUACUUAAUGUUUUAUACUAGGGCCAAAAAGCUUGCGCCACAUGAUCAGAUUGAUCCAUUAUUUAGCCCUGUUUUGAACUUCAGCUGUGGUAUUGUGGCUGGUAUCCUAGCAUCUGUGGCCACUCAACCUGCGGAUGUCAUAAAGACUCACAUGCAGCUCUCCAAUAAAAAGUACCAUUGGACAGGACAAGUUGCACUUAACAUCUACCGGACCCACGGCCUAACUGGAUUUUUCCAAGGAGGAGUCCCCCGCGCUCUACGGAGAACACUUAUGGCAGCCAUGGCUUGGACAGUGUAUGAACAGAUGAUGGAGAAAAUGGGAUUGAAGUCCUGAAUUGUGCAACUUUAUUUAAGAGAACCUCUGAAUGGGCCAGGGGCCAUUGGACCAGUGAUGUCUGAAGUGCAAGAAUAUAAGAUGUCUGAAGUGCAGGAAUAUGAGCGAAGCAGAACCACUUCUUCAAACGAGUUCUCCAGCGAAGAAGAUACAAAAUGCCUUGACACUUACUAAAUCUGUAUUUUGAUGGAUUAACUUGCAAAAGAAAAAUCCUGAAGCGCAAUUUCUGUUUUGUGCAUCAAUAGAAUAUGACAAAGGACCCUAUUUUUUUACAAAUGCUCUAAAUACAAGCAUUAUUUAAAUAUAAUUAUCAAAGGCAUGUUUGUUGAAAAUUAAUGCUCCUAAAUCAUCCAUAUUGAUGUGAUGAUUUUUGAGACCUACGUGGUAAGCAAGCAGAGAGCAUGAGGGCAGCUUAUACUUCAUAAUAUUUAAAGAAAUUGUAUAAAUGCAACAGUCUUAUUUAACCUGGAAACCACUUAUAAGCAUAUUCAAAAACUUUACUUCCUUGGUUUGUCACAUGAUUUUAAGGAUUUGGUUUGGCCAGACACAAGGUUUCAGCCGAAUCUGGAACCGAAUCCUGGAUUCGAUGCAUCCCUACUUAGAUACUCUUGCCCCAAGCUAAACUCCCCAUUUAUCAUGCACAUCCCUCCUUUAGAAGCGGCACGUGAAUAUAUUUUUAUAGACUUGCUUCAGUGUAUUUAUUGUAAAAUAUAUAAGAUUUCAUUCCCAGUAUUAACGAAUUCCAAAUUAAAUACAACCCCUAAUUUGCAUAUGCACAUUAACAAAAUUUAAAAAAAAAUGCAGCAACCUUCAGUUGUCCAGUGGUCUAAAGUCACAAGAUAUUUAAAUGAGAAAAAUCGACACCCCAAUUAAAAAAAAGCCCCUACCUACUAACCUAGAUAGUUCCCCCCACGCAUACUUCAAUAGCCCUGAAAAUAUUCCUAAAAUAUUUCUCGCCUAUCGAUGCAGAGUAAGCGCAGCGGGCGCCAUCUUUCUGAUUGCCAGUCUUCAUCUGUAAUUUCCGACACGCAUGAGCAGUCUUCCAGUCCAUACCAACUGCGAAUGUGCCGCAAAUUGCCGAAGAAAUCCGAAGAUCAAGAGGAUGGCGCGUGGCGCCCAUGAACUCCUACGCUUACUCUGCACAAAUAUGUUAGAAAUAUUUUAGGUACAUGUUCAGGGAGGGGGGGCAGUUAAAUGGGUGGCUCAUAUAACUUUUAGUAUGUUAUAGAAAGCCUAAUUCUAAGCAACUUUGUAAUUGGUCUUCAAGUUAACUCAAAGGUGAACCACCCCUUUAAUUGUGGCCCAGUGGUGAUCACUAAACCAGUCACUCAAUUUUACUAUGUCUGUAUCUAAAAAUAUGAAACUGUUUUGUGAAACAGUCUGUUGCAUCUGCCAGUACAUUAGUAUUCAUUGUAAAAAUUCUACCCUCAAUUGCCUUUCUGUUGUGUCACAUGUGAAGGUAUGUCCUUGCGUAAACUGGAAUAUUAAGUAAAUCUGAAUUUGUUGGGAUAAUUACACAGUAUCCCCAGUCUAAACAAUAUCAUCUGGAUAGGUUUGUUAACCUGACUGCCAAAAAACGAUUGCGCUGUGAGGCUAGAAUUACUUUUUUUAUAUUCAGUUUUUUUUCUUUCAUUCUGACAUUAAUCUGUUCCCUGGUUGCUUAGGUAAUCAAUUCCGAGCAAGCAGAUUCCAAGAGCUGGAGAACAAAGAAUAUGUAAAUAAUAAAAACAAAAAUGGAAUUGUUCGACUUUUAACUUUUAACUUGAAAUCUCUGUCCAUCUUUGAAUUGACUACAUUCCAUGUAAUCUACAAUCAACCUGUUUGGUAUUGUGGGCUAAGUGCAUGGUUUUACCUUCAUUCACAAUAAAUAUCCCGAUUCACCAGUG